AUGGUCCUGACCCUGUCCGUGAAUGAGAGUCCCAUCUUAAUGGCGGAAAGGGCUGCCCCAGCAGAAUCCCGAAGCCCUUCCAGGAUAUUUGGGGCCACCCUCUCUACCAUUUUGACCUGUGGAAUUAUCUGCAUCACCGUGGCAGCAACCGUCAGCUUCUCCCAGGCUUCGCCCAAGCCUCUUUUGCAGGUAAUCCGGUUAAACCUCCAGGAUCGCCUGGGAUCCUUGAUGAACCAGUCGGUGGUUGUCAGCAAGGCCGAGAAGACCAUCAUCUACCACGUCAUGUCUUCCAGUAACCAGACAACAGCCGUCUUGUUUGACUGCAAGAAUGGUUACGUCUGCUACAAGCCAUCAGGGCAGAGCAACUGUUACCUGAAGAGGAUGGAUGCCCGGGAUCAGGAUGCUGCCCAGGCGUCCUUCGACCUGUCAGAGCACAAGGGGGAUCCACCGCUGCUUCCCAGCGAUGGCACCCAGUACUACCGGGAAUUCCUGGGGGUUGUGCCAGGGAGCCUGGUGCAGCCAGAGGAAGCAGGGGAGGCUGCCAGGGCCCUGUGCGAGCAGGCCCCUAUCCACUGGGUUAAGAAGAAAGAUGAUCCCCCAAAGCAGCGGCUCAUCUACCUGUGCAUCGACAUCUGCUUCCCAAACAACAUCUGCAUCUCCAUCUGUUUCUACUACCUUCCUGAGUGAACGGCCAAAGAGACCAACUUCCCUGGCUCGGCUCACCUGUGCUUGAACCAAAGCAGCGCCUGAAGUCACCUGUGUCCCCUUCUCCGCCCAAGCCCUUCUGCCUCCCAGGAGCGCCUGUG
This is a messenger RNA of Candoia aspera, 806 nucleotides long. It is a transcript of the gene BRICD5, whose product is annotated as BRICHOS domain containing 5. The transcript is spliced from 6 exons. NCBI's taxonomy places the organism in Eukaryota, Metazoa, Chordata, Lepidosauria, Squamata, Candoiidae. Gene Ontology annotation, biological process: regulation of cell population proliferation. The record is from RefSeq and is a predicted model, not a curated record. Bases 1 to 687 code for a protein of 228 amino acids.